This is a messenger RNA of Salvia miltiorrhiza (redroot sage), 2033 nucleotides long. RefSeq lists its product as uncharacterized. NCBI's taxonomy places the organism in Eukaryota, Viridiplantae, Streptophyta, Magnoliopsida, Lamiales, Lamiaceae. The transcript has 4 exons. Bases 115 to 1803 code for a protein of 562 amino acids. The record is from RefSeq and is a predicted model, not a curated record.
CCGGUCUAUCGAACUUUAUAUUAUUUAUUUUUUGCAACUAUGUCGUCGGGUGAUCGGGGUAAUACGUUUACUUGAACUUUUAGAAUUUAUCCUGUUCUAGGAUAUCUGCGUGCUAUGUUGGGUAAUCGGGGAGGUUCGGUUGGUUCAUCGAGUAGGAUGCAGCUCCCGUCUGAUGAUAUAGACUAUUGUGCUGACGAGAGCGCGGACAUCCCGGAUCGAGAGAUUGAAGUUUGGCAGGGUGAUCACGGUAGUUACGAUGGUGGUAGUGGUUUUGGAGUUCACAGUGAAGGGCUUAUUCCAGGGGCGGUGCCAGUAAUGUCGUUCCUCAUUAACGGUAAUCCCGAAUCAUUUUUCAAGGACACACGGCAGCUACACGUCCUUCGGAAGUCCUACAGUAUUCCGAAUCAUGUCGCUCUUCAUGCUCCGGGUAAGCAAAUGCGAGCAAAUUUCCAUGCUCCAGGAUGGGUGUGUUUGUAUCAAGCACCGUUCGAACAGGGAAUGCGGCUUCCUCUACCCCGCUUGGUUAUUGAUUUUUGCCAUUAUCAUUGCCUCUCUCCCGGGCAACUUGCGCCAAACUCUUGGCGACUGUUAUUGAGUUUACAGGUAUUUAGUGAAUUACAUGGUUUCGACAUCUCCAUCGCCGACGUAAAGAGCACUUAUGAUCUUCUGAAUGUUCCAAAGGACAAAGGUCGUUACAAGUUAUGUAGGAAGACAGGUUGUGAGCCUUUGAUUACGGACAUGGAUGAUGGUGAAAGGGCUUGGAAGAGUAAAUAUUUUUUCGUUGAAUACGGUGCUUUGUGUAUUCCGGAAGGGAAGAGAGUUCCUUCUGUUUGGUCUAAUGCUAGUUGUUUGAAAACUAUCCCUGUAGUGUUGGAUUUGGUUGAACGGAACAAUCGGUUUCUUCAGUACCCUCCUCCAUAUCGGAGUUGGAGGGUUAUUCUUCACGAUUUGAACAUUAAGCAGUCGUCGAUUUGGGCUCAAGUUCCUGCUCCUCCGGAAGACGGUUGGAUGGCUGAUUUGAAGUUUCACUAUAAUCCGAAUGAGGUCGACACUGACGCCUUCGUGGCGAGACAACUGAAGAGGAAGAAGAAGAAGCAAGCAUCAAGCUCGGGUGUACCAACAGAGCCGCCUAUUGCGACUGAUGCACCGCGAUCUGACGUCCUUUCUGGUCGCUCCUCACGGAAACGGACUCCCACAUCUGAUGAUGGUUGCUUAUCCGAUGGUUCUGUUCACGUAGUUCUUCCUGUUGGUGCUUCGGCUCAUACCGAGUACAACGCGCUGUCAGGUCAGCUCGAAAAGCUCUUACUUGAAGAGGACCGGGCUGUUUUGAACAACUAUGGGGAGGAUGAAGCCUAUGACGUGUUCGCCUCUUCGGCCUUCGCGCACUAUCAGCAUGCUAUCUUUAUGAAGCAGGCUAGGCUUGAGCACAAACGGCAACUACAGGAUGUUCGUGCUGCUAAGGCUAGGAUAGAGAACGAGCUUGUGGAAGCUCAGAAGUUGGUCAAGCAAGGCCAGGCGGACCUGGAGUCCUUGGAAGCGUCUCUUCAGGCUCAAUUGGCUUCGAAAGAUGAGGAAAUCAGUCGUCUGAAGGCUGAACUGGCGGAGAUGGAGAAAAAUCGGGAGCUAGAGCUUCUCGAUGCUUGCCAUGAGGCUGUGCUCAAGUCCCGGGCUGAUAUGAGUCAGGAGGUCUUGGAUGGGUCUUACAAGACUUGGGACAAUGCUGAGAACAUUCGACAGUGGAAGGUGUAUCAAGACAAGCUUUCUGGGGUGGCCUCUUCAGGCGACGUCGACGGCGACGAGUGAUGUUGUCGUUUCCUUAACUCUGCUUUGGUUGGGCAUAUGUGCCUCUAAUAUCUUAUGUGUAAUUUAGGCAUUCGUGCCUUCAGACUUUGUUAAUUUUGCAUAGGGUGUAUGCAUCCUUGGAUUCUUACUAGUUUAAGCCUACGCCAUUGGGCUGGACUUAAAUUUUUUCUUGUAUUCACGAGAAUGAUCUUUCCGGAGUGUCCGGAUCGCCGGGGGGUUUGCCCCUUGGA